Molecule: messenger RNA, 2850 nt
Organism: Monopterus albus (swamp eel)
Lineage: Eukaryota; Metazoa; Chordata; Actinopteri; Synbranchiformes; Synbranchidae
Gene: ncln
Product: nicalin
Exons: 15
Coding region: 116-1849 (577 amino acids)
Biological process (GO): regulation of signal transduction
Cellular component (GO): membrane
Source: RefSeq, a predicted model, not a curated record
GCUGUUGGUGGCUGGUCGGUUAGCUAAACUAGUCUCUGUUGUCAGUUUUCAAGAGCGGCAACAUAUGAAGUUAUAAUUUUUUAUUCUUGUCUUUGCGCUCAAUAUAAUAGCGACAAUGUUUGAAGAGGCUAGUGAAGUGUUUGAUAACAUGUUUAAGUCUUCAUUUCCCUUUACCUUCAUUGUGUUUAUCCCCGCGGUGCUGAUUUUGGUGUCACCGCUCCCAGCUGAGGCUGCACAUGAGUUCACGGUGUACCGCAUGCAGCAGUACGACCUGCAGGGACAGCCGUACGGUACGAGGAAUGCCAUCCUGAACACUGAAGCCCGUACUGUGGAGGCAGAGGUACUAAGUCGUCGCUGUGUUAUCAUGCGACUGGUAGACUUCUCCUAUGAUAAGUACCAGAAAGCUCUACGCCAGUCAGCAGGAGCAGUGGUCAUAACCCUACCCAAGAACAUGUCUGCUAUGCCCCAGGACAUAGUACAGCAGUUCAUGGAGCUGGAACCGGAGAUGUUGGCUACUGAGACUGUUGUCCCCGUGUACUUUGCCAUGGAGGAUGAUGAGCUGCUGUCCAUCUACACCCAAACCCUGACCUCCUCCUCCUCCCAGGGCUCUUUGUCGGCAGCUGAAGUGCUGCUGCACACAGCCACAGCCAAUGGCUUCCAGAUGGUAACCAGUGGAGCUCAGAGUAAAGCCAUCAGUGACUGGGCCAUCACCAGUUUAGAGGGCCGUCUGGCUGGAGUUGGAGGAGAGGAUCUUCCCACUAUUGUCGUGGUGGCUCACUACGACUCCUUUGGUGUUGCUCCAUGGCUGUCGUACGGAGCCGACUCAAACGGCAGCGGAGUAUCCAUGUUAAUAGAGUUGGCUCGCCUCUUUUCAAAGCUCUACACCUACAAGAGGACGCACGCGGGGUACAAUCUGCUGUUCUUUGUGUCUGGUGGAGGCAAGUUUAACUACCAGGGUACCAAACGUUGGCUGGAGGACAACCUGGACCACACAGACUCCAGUCUGCUGCAGGACAACGUAGCCUUCGUGUUGUGUCUGGACACUCUGGGGAAUGGAGACUCUCUGCACCUCCAUGUGUCCAAACCUCCUAAAGAGGGAACUUCUCAGUAUUCUCUGCUGAAGGAGCUGGAGAUGGUGAUUACAAGUCAAUACCCAGAGGUCAAAUUCUCCAUGGUACACAAGAAAAUUAAUCUGGCCGACGACAUGCUGGCCUGGGAGCAUGAGCGCUUCGGAAUCCGCCGGCUGCCGGCCUUCACUCUGUCCCAUCUGCCCUCACACCGCCUGGCUCAGCGCUCCAGCAUCAUGGACGUGCGGUCAGUGUUCCCCUCUUCUCGCCACGGAGCGGGAGAGCCCCCUGCUGGGCCUCAUGUUGAUGUGAAGAAGCUUAGCAGGAACACCAAGGUGGUAGCAGAGGCUCUAGCUAGGGUCAUCUACAACCUCACAGAGAAGGGAGCCCCUGGAGACUUGCGAAUCUUCACUGAACAAAUGGAGGUGCAGGAGGAGCAGCUCUCAGCAGUGGUGGACUGGCUCACUGCGCAGCCCCGAGCCGCCCAGCUGGUAGACAAAGACAGCAGCGUGGUGUCCACUCUGGAAUAUCACCUUGGACGCUACCUCAAGGAUGUCAAGAAACACUACGUCAAAGCCGACAAAAGGGAUCCAGAGUUUGUAUUCUACGACCAGCUCAAACAGACGAUGAAUGCAUACAGAGUGAAGCCUGCUAUUUUUGACCUGCUGCUUGCUGUCUGCAUUGCAGCCUACUUAGGGGCGAUGUAUCUGGCUAUCCAGAACUUUGGAGUCUUGUACAGCGUUGUCCGUAGAAUCACCCAACCCAAGGCAAAGGCUCACUAAGUCUCCAGACCCUACCUUUUUUUUUUUUUUUUUACUAAAUCAAGGAACUCUCUAACCAGUAAGAUCUCAGAAGCUGGGCCAAGCAGUUGUUCUCUUGGUGGUUUUUAAACCAGCAAAAUCACUUCCAUUUCCUUCAUCCUGAUCCUCAAACGAUGUCAGAUCCUGUCCUGCUGCCAACAUAAUCCAUUUGGUCUCCUGGACCAGAAUAAUCAGGAAUUGUUUGUCUCACAUCACUCAUUUCAGGUAAUUCCUUGCAUUGGAAUAUUUUAUCAUUUGACUCUGAGAAGUCUAAACCAUUUGUCCACAUCAGAGGUGGAGACAAGAUUAAUCGAGUUUGUGCUGCUGUACCAUUGAUUGCUGAAAAAUGAGCACUCUGCCUAACUGAUGUCAUGUGCCCUCUCCUGCAGCCAAAAAGGAGAGUUUAGCCUAGAUUUUUGUUAAAUGAUAGGCUCACGUUUUCAAAUCUGUCUUAAUACAGGACUCGCGUUCCUAUAAAAACUUAAUUGCUGUAAUAAUUUUCUCUCUCCACUGUCCUUGUUCUGUCUAAAGACACUUUCUAAAAUUAAGCUCAAGAUAAAACGAGGCUUCAGCCGUCUGGGGUAAUGAGAAAGUUGAAAAUUCCCUCAUCAGCGAGAAACUGAAGCAUGAAAACAAGGAUUAACUUUGGAAUGCAUUUUUGCACAGAAAGGACUGUGGAUUUGUCAGCAACUAUUUUCAGUUAUCUGUUGAUUAGAAAUGUGAAAAAUAGAGUAAUGCUCAGGACCAAAAGACAAAGGUAUUCAAUUCACAAUGUUUGGCUUUUGUGUUUGAUAACUUGUUGCUUCAGUCCUGCAUGUCCUCACUGGACCUGAGGAGCAAUUGGAGUACACAGCAACUGUUUCAGUGCAAAUGUGGGAAAUGCGAGUACUGAGUUAAGAUGCACAAACUGUAGCCUUCAACUCCUGUCGACCACAAACAUUUAUAGAAAAGAUGAAUCGUCUAAAUAUGUAGUGUUUAGGUAA